Molecule: messenger RNA, 3498 nt
Organism: Enterobius vermicularis (human pinworm)
Lineage: Eukaryota; Metazoa; Nematoda; Chromadorea; Rhabditida; Oxyuridae
Source: the annotation of a GenBank genome assembly
CUGGAUUACGAAGAUCCAACACAGCGUAGAGGCUUUAAUAUCGCAGUCCGAGUGUAUGAUGGGCGACAUGAGGCGUCAACAAAAUUGCGAAUACAACUUGAAGACGUUAAUGAUAACCCUCCCGAGUGUUUCGGACCGAAAAGGAAAGAUGUAUCAGAGGGAGCGGACCGAGGUACACAAAUCGGGCAAAUCACAUGCAUUGAUCGGGAUGAAAAUGACAGGGCAACCUACCGCAUAAAUCGUAAAACUGAUCCAAAACGACAAUUUUCCGUUGACGAAUAUGGGAAUGUCAAGAUUGCACACACUUUGGAUCGUGAGGAGAUACCGGCUUAUAAUCUCCUUAUAGAGGCGUUCGACACAGGUAACGAUAGCUCGUCUGUAAUUUUUUUUGCACGUGGUAAUGUUGAUAGCAUGGGGGUGGAUGUCGUGGUCCCCUGCGUAUUUAUGGAACAUGUAGAUCCAACUCAGCAACAACCAUGUGAAAUUCGUGCUAUUGAUCGUGAUACAAUGGCAAACGGUCCUCCUUUCUAUAUGCGUCUUUCUUCUAACUUUAAGUAUGGAGAUUACCUUGAUGUGGUUUUCGAUAAAAAUGGUGAUUAUGGAAAUGGCUCGAUGACUAUCAGACCUAAGGUUGUGUUUGAUCGAGAACAGCCGCCAGGGAAAUUUUUGGAAAUUCCUAUAUACCUAGAAGACAAAUUUCAUUUGGGAAAUGAGCGUUCAGUUUUUGUCGUAAUUGGAGAUAUUAAUGAUAGUGAAAUGCAUGAUGGCACCACCAAUAUUUAUGUGUACAGCUAUUUGGGGAGAUUGGGAAGAACUGUAAUAGGGCGAGUUUACGUUGAUGAUUUGGACGACUGGGACUUGAAUGACAAGCAGUUCGAAUGGGGAAGUGGUGGUCAAAUAACCAUGGAUGGCGACAUGCCUGCAGGUCAGUAUGUCCUCACUUCAUCGGUAUCUGACACAGCUCGAGGUGAACACGCUAUUGGCACUGUAUAUGUGGAUGUAAUAAUCGUCCCGCAACUUGCGUUUGAAAAUCAAGGUGUGCUGCGGAUGUUGUAUGGUUUACCUGGUGGUUAUUUGAGUCCAGACGUUUUUCUCAGGCCCGAUAGUGCUGGUUCGAGUCCUAUGAUGCGUUUUAAAGAGAAGAUGGAAGGAUAUCUUGGGCCAGGAGUAAACAUUCAAAUAUUUUCAAUUCAACCAGGAGAGGCAAACUUACAAACUUCUGCUUUGAAAGUCAUUGACGUACGAUUCUCAGCUUUUGAUGGGAGCACUUAUCGAAGUCCUGUGGUUCUAAAUGGACUGAUUACACAACACCGAAGUGAACUUGAGAGCGUCAUUGGUGCAACAAUUGUGUCUGGUGGCAUUGAUAUGUGUAAGUAUACGAUGUGCGACCAGGGAUGUCAGACAAUUCACUUGGCUAAUGAGGUAAAUUUUGCGUGUUUUGUUAAGUCGACAAUCUUAAACAAAGUUCUGGUUUUGGUUUUGUUUAGGUCUAAAAUGAUUUUGUUCGGAGUAGUUUACUCUCCUAAUUCUUGUAAGGCUGGACUCUGUAGAAAUGGCGGUGUUUGCCACAAUACCCCACCCAACGGAUUCUUCUGUGAGUGUCGCACCAACGAUCUGAAAGGGUUCAGGUGUCAGGGAACAACACGGUCUUUUAACGGAAAUGGAUACGCGUGGUUCAAGCCCAUGCCGGCUUGUACAUCACUAAAUAUAUCCUUUCAGUUUAUGACGUCGCAACCUAAUGGACUUCUAUUGUACAAUGGACCAAUGGGAAGCAAUGUGACUGCUGGACAUCUUGACUACAAGGAUUAUUUAGUUCUUCGUCUUUCUGGUGGACGGUUGGAAGCGGAGUUAAUGCUUGAUGGAAAUGCUACAAAUGUUGCCCACUUAGAUAGUACAGCCGAGUUGAACGACAACAAGUGGCACACUGUAGCUUUAACGCAGAUCGGGAAGACUGUUGAAUUAGUUCUCGAUAAUUGCGCUCCUAUUGGGUCUUCUAUUGGCACUGAUUCGUCGUGCAGACGUGUUGUCGUCACUUUAGACGAUGAUGAACGACUGAACGUAAUCACACCGUUACAGGUUGGAGGACUCGCCCCACUUGAUGGUGCAGACAGGUAUCCUACCGCAAUUAUGUCCAAACCCUAUACUUACUCUGGCUGCAUCCGUGAUCUGAUGGUGAAUGGCGAGAAGUACGACUUGGGAGUUCCCGAUUUGGCAGAUGAGCAGAAUUCGCAGAGAGGGUGUAGCUUGAAUACGGCGGCGUGCAUUUCCGGUGAUGGGGAUUACUGUGUGCAUGGCGAGUGUAUCGCUGAUGCCUCGAUUCCGAAAUGUACCUGUGAUCCUGGAUACAGUGGCGAUCGUUGUGAACAGGAGAUAGAAUGGGUUGAGUUUAGUGGGAAUUCGUUGAUUGCAUACACCGCUGCCGUACAAUUAGAAAAGAAGAAAUCAGAAAUUGAAGUCUUAGUAUACCCUGCAAGAAAUACAGGAAAUGCGACUCUGGGAUAUGCCUCGGGUAGUAGUUCUUCAGAGUAUGUGGGCACUUAUCUUAACAGUAUGGUCCCAGAAGGUCGUUUUGACUGUGGUAAUACUACUACCAAUUCAUCGGUCGUAGUAAGCAUGGAAAACCUGCAACUGUCUAACAAUUAUUCUUACUGGGUGCAAUUUUCUAGAAGUCCUGUCAAGGCUUCUUUAACAGUUGACGGGACAUAUUAUACCGGUAAACAGUUGGAUCCUCUUAAAAAACCAUAUGAACUUCAGGUUUCAGAGAUUUUGUUAGGGGCAUCGUCGUCAUUAGGUGGAAAUUGGUUCCAGGGAUGUAUUGGAACUUUUCGUUGGGAGCAUCAGAACCUGCCGCUCCAGCAGGGUAAUGGUGCUGCUGGUAGCGAGGAGAUGAUUUCAAUAAGACAGUCAAUAGGUGUGACAAGAGGUUGUAGUUCGAGGCAGACGUGUGCUUUGCUUGGUGCUUCGUAUUGUUCACCGCCAUUUAUAUGUCUUGAUUUUUGGAAAGGUGCAUUUUGUACCUGUCCCAAAAACUUGGUACCAGUUCUUGGGCCUGAUGGCACUCUUAUUAGAUGUGGAGAAGCGUUAGCGCUUAGUAAACUGGGGAUAACGAAUAAUGCCAUAAUCAUCAUCAUGGUUUUUCUUGGUUUAUUAUUACUGAUGGUUCUGCUUAUGAUUGUUUAUUCUCGUCGGCAAGCUCCUCCUUUCGCCCCUGUUCGACCGGUUGAGCUCAAUCGGGACAACAUAAGGCCGUACGAUAUUGAAGGAGGCGGUGAAGCAGAUAAUGACCAGUACGAUAUCAAUGGCCUCAGAAAACCUGUGAUGCCUCUUGAAGGAAAUGGGCUGGGAGGUUUUGCUCAAUCUGUAUAUCCACCGCAGCGGACUGCGCCAGAUGACAAGAUCAACACCCAGAUCAAAAGACUUGAAGCCGAUCCUGAUGCUACUGCUCCAUAUGAUGAGUUGCGUAUUUUUGAGGAUGAAGGAGAUGAUGUCUCUAGGUGA